AGAAGGUGGUCAAGUCUACCAGAAACAGCAGCCGUAUCCAUAGCGCUCGACGUUCCCAAAUCCCGUACCCCAAACAACCACAACGGAACCGUGUGAUCCCGUCUGCGAUCCAACCGAAGGAAGAACUCCCUUCUGUCGGCCCGGGUGACAUGAAGGAUAAGAAAUCGAUGUGGCACCCCACGAAUAUCGCCAUAUCGUUGAACAGACAUAAUCUUAGCAUUCACCGCACGACGACUAUCGAACAAGCUUUCGCAAAAUGUUCGUACAGAGAAAACUCGGUACGGCCGAGAGUCCAAAAAUUCAGCGUAAAAAGCGUCUGCCGAUGUGAGGCUUGCGAUUCUACUCAUAAGAGAAGGGCGAAUGGACGGGACAGUUGUGGAUGAAGUGGAUAAUGCUGAUAAUGAGAUGGAAGAACGGGAAAAGGAGUUGCUGAGUCGACUGCGAAGCGAUGGUGCUUUUAUGGAGAACGCAUCAUUGUCGGGAGGGGGUUCGAGCGAAGGCUCGAUGCCCUCAUCAAGUUCGAAGAGGAAAUCGUCAAUGGAAUCCGGUUGUGGAAACGAGGGAGAGGGGAUGUCGGCAGGGGUUGAAGAGGUUGAGCUAGAAGCUACAAUGGUAUCCGGGUCAUUAGAAGAGUCUCCAGCAUUGGUGUGCGCGGACAGCGAUGAAGUGGAGACCAUUUCGAUGGCAUCCACCGCAUUUUCACCUGUAUUCCUAGUCCCAGGAAAGUUUCGGAAGCCUGGUGUUGUUGCGGCAGGAGUGGCAGGGGUCGGGGUUGGAUUUGGAAGACCCAUGUCUCUGGAUGGUGGCUAGAUGACUAGGGAACGCUGAAUGAUCUUUUGGGACUUCCCCCAAGUUGCGAGGUGUUGCAAUAUCCAAAAGUCCUCUAUAUUAUCGGCCACAGUAGGGGAGAUCGGUGGCGUCUACAGAGGACAGAGAGGCGAGGAUGCGAGAUGUUGGGGACAGCACAUUCAGGAAACGGAAAGAUUCCUCAUGUGCUAGGGAUCGAUGCGGCCAACUCCGAUGCCCUUGGCGCUCCCACGAGCAGCCUAGACCAGAAAAGCUUUG
Molecule: messenger RNA, 1065 nt
Organism: Cantharellus anzutake
Lineage: Eukaryota; Fungi; Basidiomycota; Agaricomycetes; Cantharellales; Hydnaceae
Exons: 4
Coding region: 361-810 (149 amino acids)
Source: RefSeq, a predicted model, not a curated record